Messenger RNA from Funneliformis geosporum, 321 nucleotides. The record is from the annotation of a GenBank genome assembly. Lineage: Eukaryota; Fungi; Glomeromycota; Glomeromycetes; Glomerales; Glomeraceae.
CCCGAGAAGGGAGAAAAAGCCAUUCUUGCUAAAAAAACAGGAAAAAUAAUUAGCAUUGAGGAAGAUGCAGUUAGGCAAAAAGAUCAAGCUGGAAAAGAGAUAAUUUAUUCACUAAGUAAAAAAAACGUUAGGGUUAACCAAGGAGAUAUGGUAAAAAAAGGCAAUAAAAUUACUAGAGGAAGCAUAAACUUAGAAGAAUAUCUCGAAAUCACGGGAAGAGACAUUUGCCAAAAUUAUAUUAAAGAAGAAAUAAGAAACGUCUAUAGUAAUCAAGGAAUUCGAUCAUUUUCUCGCGCGGAGUUAUUUUUACUAAUUUAUUAA